CUCGCGCUACCCAGGAUGCCCCGCGGUCCUUUGUGUGACGUCACGGAGGGGGCGUUCCCGCGGGUCUUGAUUAGGUUAACUGCGCCACAAACAGUGAAAAAGGGAAGCGCGAGCGGCCGAAGGCGUUUCCGUGAGCCCUGCCUAGGUGUGCGUUUGCUCCGCGGGAACAAGGGAGAGGGCCAAGUGUCAGCGCGUUGGGGGGCCGGCGGCGGGUUUCGGUUCCGGGUUAGACGGCGGCGCAGGCGCGGACGGGCCAGGAGCGGCUGGUCCAGGCGGCGAGCGCGCCUUCUGUGGGGUCGGUCGGGGGUCGGCGGCGCCGAGCGGUUGGGGUCUUCGUUCAGGGACAGAGUCCCGAGCCCGAGGGGGCAGCUUCCCCGCACUGAGAGACGCGAGCCCUGGCGGGCCGAGAAGAAGGAGGCCUCAAACCUUGACCCGGUCGGAGCGGACCCGAACCCCCGACUGUUGCCCAUGGCGGCCCUAGGCUCCAGCAGCCAGAAUGUCACCGAGUAUAUUGUCCGAGUUCCCAAAAACACGACGAAGAGAUACAACAUCAUGGCCUUCAAUGCAGCUGAUAAAGUCAACUUUGCUACUUGGAAUCAGGCGCGGCUGGAGCGGGACCUGAGCAACAAGAAGAUUUACCAGGAGGAGGAGAUGCCCGAGUCGGGCGCGGGCAGCGAGUUCAACCGCAAGCUCCGGGAGGAGGCGCGCAGGAAGAAGUACGGCAUCGUCCUCAAGGAGUUCCGCCUGGAGGACCAGCCCUGGCUGCUCCGCGUCAACGGCAAGGCGGGCCGGAAGUUCAAGGGCGUGAAGAAGGGGGGCGUGACAGAGAACACGUCUUACUACAUCUUCACCCAGUGCCCCGACGGCGCCUUCGAGGCCUUCCCGGUGCACAACUGGUACAACUUCAUGCCGCUGGCCCGGCACCGCACGCUGACCGCCGAGGAGGCAGAGGAGGAGUGGGAGAGGAGGAACAAGGUCCUGAACCACUUCAGCAUCAUGCAGCAACGUCGGCUCAAGGACCAGGACCAGGAUGACGAUGAGGAGGAGAAGGAGAAGCGGGGCCGCAAGAAGGCCAGCGAGCUGCGCAUCCACGACCUGGAGGACGACUUGGAGAUGUCGUCAGACGACAGCGAGGCCAGCGGCGAGGAGGGCGGCAGAGCCCCCAAGGCCAAGAAGAAGGCGCCGCUGGGCAAGGCGGGCAGGAGGAAGAAGAAGAAGGGCUCGGACAACGAGGCCUUGGAAGACAGCGACGACGGGGACUUCGAGGGCCAAGAGGUGGACUACAUGUCCGACGGCUCCAGCAGCUCCCAGGACGAGAUGGAGGGCAAGCCCAAAGUGACCAAGCAGGAAGAGGGCCCAAAGGGUGUGGACGAGCAGAGCGAGAGCAGCGCAGAGAGCGAGGAGGAAAAGCCACCCGAGGAGGACAAGGAGGAGGAGGAGGAGAGGAAGGCCCCAACCCCCCAGGAGAAGAAGCGCAGGAAAGACAGCAGUGACGAGUCGGACAGCUCAGAGGAGAGCGACAUUGACGGCGAGGCCUCCUCGGCUCUCUUCAUGGCGAAAAAGAAGACACCCCCCAAGAGGGAGCGGAAGCCAUCGGGAGGCAGCUCGCGGGGGAACAGCCGCCCCGGCACACCCAGCACAGAGGGCAGCAACACCUCGUCCACCCUGUGGGCGGCCGCCAGUAAGCUGGAGCAAGGCAAGCGGACGAGCGACAUGCCCACAGCCAAGCGGCUCCGGAUGGAUGCCGGGCCCCAGGGCCUGUCCGGGAAGUCCACCCCCCAGCCCCAGUCUGGGAAGUCGACACCCAGCAGCGGCGACGUGCAGGUGACCGAGGACGCCGUGCGCCGCUACCUGACGCGCAAACCCAUGACCACCAAGGACCUGCUGAAGAAAUUCCAGACCAAGAAGACGGGGCUGAGCAGCGAGCAGACGGUGAACGUGCUGGCCCAGAUCCUCAAGCGUCUCAACCCCGAGCGCAAGAUGGUCAACGACAAGAUGCACUUCUCCCUCAAGGAGUGAGGCCCUGCUGCCCAGGGACGGGCUCCGUUCUCCGCUGCUGGGUUCUCCGGCUGCUGCUGCGCUCACGGCCUGGGCCUGCUGCCCCCCGAAUCCAGGGGUCCCCUUUGCAUCAAUUCGGGAUCAGUGUAAACAAUAUAUGCCUCAUUUUUCUUC
This is a messenger RNA of Loxodonta africana (African savanna elephant), 2172 nucleotides long. RefSeq names its product general transcription factor IIF subunit 1-like. Gene Ontology annotation, cellular component: nucleus; transcription factor TFIIF complex. Gene Ontology annotation, molecular function: DNA binding; TFIIF-class transcription factor complex binding; RNA polymerase II general transcription initiation factor activity. The coding region runs from base 16 to 2019 and encodes 667 amino acids. Gene Ontology annotation, biological process: positive regulation of transcription elongation by RNA polymerase II; transcription initiation at RNA polymerase II promoter. Lineage: Eukaryota; Metazoa; Chordata; Mammalia; Proboscidea; Elephantidae. The record is from RefSeq and is a predicted model, not a curated record. The transcript has 13 exons.